CUCUCAUUUUUGUUCGUAUGCAACCAUGCGUCCACCAAUGAGGAUAGUUAACUAUCGAGUAGGAGACCUAGUUGAAGUAUGCAUCAAAGAUGAAGGGUUUUGGGGCUCGUACUUUGAGGCCAAAAUUGUUGCAUGCCUCGAGAAUGGAGAAUAUGUGGUUCGUUACAAGAACCUUCUUGAGAAUGAUGAAUCUGGACCUCUCGAGGAGACACUUUUAUCAAAGGACCUUCGUCCAAUACCACCAUCUGUCCAAAAUCCUUCCGCGUUCCAACUCAACCAAAAGGUUGAUGUUUUCUGCAAUGAUGGAUGGUGGUUAGGGAAAAUCACUAGCAAGAAGGUCUUCAGGCGAAACCAUUAUUACAUUUGGGUGUACUUUCCCACUAUAUCUAUAAGGAGGUUAUGCCGUUGUGAUCAGAUCCGAGUUCAUCAUGAGUUGUCUGGAGGAGACUGGAUCACAAGAUCUUAAUUUGGAUCUAUAAAUCGAUUACAUGAUAUUUACAAUUCGUAGAAA
This is a messenger RNA of Medicago truncatula (barrel medic), 511 nucleotides long. Its product is annotated as protein AGENET DOMAIN (AGD)-CONTAINING P1. The coding region runs from base 26 to 466 and encodes 146 amino acids. NCBI's taxonomy places the organism in Eukaryota, Viridiplantae, Streptophyta, Magnoliopsida, Fabales, Fabaceae. The transcript has a single exon. The record is from RefSeq and is a predicted model, not a curated record.